This is a messenger RNA of Belonocnema kinseyi, 8678 nucleotides long. It is a transcript of the gene cut, whose product is annotated as homeobox protein cut-like. The transcript is spliced from 9 exons. The coding region runs from base 958 to 5676 and encodes 1572 amino acids. Lineage: Eukaryota; Metazoa; Arthropoda; Insecta; Hymenoptera; Cynipidae. Gene Ontology annotation, biological process: regulation of DNA-templated transcription. Gene Ontology annotation, molecular function: DNA-binding transcription factor activity, RNA polymerase II-specific; DNA binding. The record is from RefSeq and is a predicted model, not a curated record.
UUAUACGCACGUUUCCUGCGUGAAAAAUUAAUUUAUUGUCACGUAUAUAUAGAUAUAUUAAUUUAUCUAUAUUAAUCCAGAGACUCUGGAUUCUACAGAGAAAUCGAGGAUCUUUCGUGAAAUUCACGAUCCAGUUUUACCACCCAGUUAGGAGCCUGCUAGGACGGGUCUCUCUCUCUUGAGGAUCGAGAGGAGCAUUCGCACCGAGCGGAUUCUCCACCGAAAGAAGAUUAAAAAAGUGCAUCAAUCGAGACUGGAUUAACCUGAUAGUUGACCUACCACAAUUGAUCUGAUUGAUCAUCCCUUGGGACUCUUCAGUAACAAUCGGAUAAUUUUCGAAAGAACGAUUCGUGUGCGGAAGUGUUGAAGGAUCUUCGGUCCUUGUUUUGUUUUUUUUUUUGUGCAGAGAGUGUUCAAACCGUGGGAUUAAGAGUGAACUCUUUGCAAAGUUGAAAAAGUGAAUUUUCGAGUGUGACCUUAAGUGUUGACCCCCAAUGGACCUGAUGAUCGAAACAAUGCCACGCUGUCGGGUUCGCCGUCGUUUCGUUUUCCGACCCCGGUUGGAGAAGCUUUAAAUUGAGAAACCUAGUUUUGUGGAAGAUUUUUGUCUUCGGUUUGAUGAUCCAGUGACCGCUUCGAUGCCGAGAAGAAAGUUCAAGUGAGUUGCCCCGGCUUUGACGGAACCAAGGUUGGUGGAACUCGUGUCGGGAGCGGAGUGUGUGAGUAGUUUUGGGCCCGCCGGAGAAGAUCGAACCCGUCAAAGUGGCUUCGUCACUGGGGCUCCAGGGGCCUGCAGCGCCAAUCGGGGCCCAAUUAUUGGCUUCUGGCGGUUCGGAGAAUCAUGCACCCGCUACCAUUUACCACGCAAAUCUGGUAGCUGGUACCAGCAACAACGUGACAGCGGCACUCCAGCAGCCACUUCUCAACUCCCUUAAUCCGGCGGCGGCCCUCAAAGAUAUGCAGGCCUCCGCGGAAGCCAAUUCCUUUGACCUACAGGCCAUGCAGUCCAUGGAGUGGCUCUUCAGAAAGGAACGCAUCUACCUACUCGCGCAGUUCUGGCAACAGAAAGCAAGUUUGGCUGAGAAGGAGGUCACGGCGUUGAAGGAGCAGCUUGCCGCGGCGAACGAUGGGAAUUCCAAGACUGAGGGACAACAUUUGUCCCAGAAUCCUCAGGGUGCCGAGCAGGCUCACGAUGCCAGCAAUCCGAGGAGGACGCCCAACAGCAACCUCGAGCAGGAACUUCAAGCCAAGGACAAAGAGAUCAGUCAGCUGGUUGAAGAAGUAUCCAGGCUGCAACUGAGUUUGCAGCGGCUCCAAGAAACGAGCGCUCAGGCGACGGCGCGCCUUGAAGAGGAACUCGAAGCGCGCCGACAGCACAUCAGCAGACUAGAGAGUAAGCUAGAAAGACAGAGGGACUACGAUGACCUGAAACGAGAAAUAAGCGUAUUAAGGUCCGUCGAUCUCUCGCAAAUACCGACUGGAGAACCUGGAAAAAGCCUCGAACACCUCCUUAUGGAACGCUCAAAGGCUCUCCAACAAGCGGAGAACCUCAAACCACCCAGCACACCCGACACUCUAGGUGGACUAUCGUCACCUCUGCAGCGUGCCACGACCGCCUCGCCCCACGGGGUGGUAAAUGCACCACCAUCAUCCCUUGUAUCCUCCCAGACAACACUCCCAACUCGCUCCACUCCGACACCAUCUUCUGCCACAUCAACGAGCUCGAGCCUCCUUUUCCCACCACCUCUCCAAAACGUGGAGACAUUCGGUUCCUUCCUCGGCGAGGAGAUUGUCGCUAAUUGGAGGCGAUCGCUGGAGAAAACGAUCAUGAGCCAACAGCAACCACAGCAAACGUCACAAGCUUCCCAACCACAGCAGACACAAUCUACCAUUCUAGGACUUCACCCACCUUCGACGCCAAGUAGUCUAAAUCAUCUUCCAUCACCAACAGAUCCCAUCUCGUCGUCCAACACGCCAGCCAAGUCGAGCACACCUCUGGGUACCACUCUGGGUUCCCUAGAUGCAACGGAAAAAGCCUCGACGCCGGUACCAGGUCACGAGACACCAGCACCACCUACGCCCUCAUCAACGGCCUUGACAUCUCCUCCAGCCACGUUACCACCUCCAACAUCCACUGCGGAUUCCAUCGUCAAUGGAGGAAGUAUCGGAAGUCUGAGCAGUCUUGGAAGUCUCGUAAAUCUAGUACCACCACCCAAGAGUCCUGCAGAGGAAUCUUGUCACAACAACAACAAUAGCCAUCAUCUAGCCAACAACAACAACAUCGGUGCCCUCAGUGUUCUGGAUAGUCUGAAGGGUCCCUUUCGAUUUGACGACCGGACGCACCCUUUCAGAUUUGGGGACGAGUUCGGUGCAGCAGGAAUGGCUGGAAGGCUCGGAGAAUCUCUUAUUCCUAAAGGAGAUCCCAUGGAAGCUAGACUUCAGGAGAUGCUGCGUUAUAACAUGGACAAGUACGCUUCCCAAAAUCUGGAUACGUUAAACAUCGCGCGGAGGGUUCGCGAGCUGCUCUCGAUACACAACAUUGGUCAGAGACUUUUCGCCAAGUAUGUCCUGGGUCUCAGUCAAGGGACUGUCAGUGAGCUGCUAAGUAAACCAAAACCUUGGGAUAAACUGACGGAGAAAGGAAGGGACAGUUACCGAAAGAUGCACGGAUGGGCUUGCGACGACAACGCUGUUAUGCUGCUCAAGUCUCUCAUUCCCAAAAAAGAGUAUGUUUCAGGCAAGGAGCAGGGAAUGCCAGCAUUUGCUCGUGGUCCUCAGGAUGGUCCACCGGACAUGAGUGAUGAAAGAUUAGCUCAUAUUCUUUCGGAAUCGGGUCACCUUCAAAUGCGAGGUGAUCUUGAUGUCUCAAACGACGCCGACAGCAAGAGUCCAAGUCGUGUCGGUUGUCCCAGUCCUUUCAGCAAGGACCGAAUGGACAGCCAAAACCGUAGACUGAAGAAGUACGAAAACGACGACAUUCCCCAGGAAAAAGUUGUGAGGAUCUAUCAGGAGGAGUUGGCCAAACUCAUGGGACGAAGAGUCGAUGAUCUUCGCGGACCCAGGGACUUCCUUCAAAGCGCGAUGUUUCCGCACUUUUUCAGUGGCAACCCUGGAAUGCCAGGCAUGGAACGCACUCAGGAUGAUAUUCGUCUCGCUCUUGACGCUUAUCAUCGUGAACUUCAGAAAUUGAAUGUAGCCACUGGCCAGACUCCUACCCUAGGCGGACUUCCACUUUCCGGCUUACCCAGCAUCCUUCUCCAGCAACAAGCUCUUCAGCAGCAUCAUCUUGCGACAAACGGUGGUGCUGGUGUUCAGGAUUUAAGCUUGGGCAAGCUGGAUCCGCGAAAUAAAAUGAUGAACGGAAUCUCGGAAGAGGAGAAGGAAAAAAUGGAAGAGGCUAUGAGGCACGCUGGUAGCGCCUUCUCCCUAGUGAGACCUAAACAGGAACCGACGGGACCCCAGUCAACUCCUGGCGGUUCCAGCGCGAGUUCACCAUUAGGCAACUCCAUUCUUCCACCUGCAAUGACACCCAGCGAAGAAUUCGCUGGUGCUGCAGCAGCCAGCCCUCUUCAGAGGAUGGCUUCAAUCACCAACAGCUUGAUCAGUCAACCGUCCACUCCAACUCACCACUCAGCCAAUCAACGACCACUCAAAGCUGUUCUGCCACCCAUCACCCAACAGCAAUUCGACAUGUACAACAACCUGAAUACCGAAGACAUUGUCAAGAGGGUGAAAGAGCAACUCUCGCAGUAUUCAAUUUCGCAGCGGCUCUUUGGCGAAUCCGUGUUGGGCUUGUCUCAGGGUUCAGUCUCGGAUCUUCUCGCAAGGCCGAAACCCUGGCACAUGCUCACCCAGAAGGGACGGGAGCCCUUCAUCAGGAUGAAGAUGUUCCUGGAAGAUGACAACGCGGUUCACAAAUUGGUCGCCAGUCAGUACAAAAUCGCUCCGGAGAAGCUGAUGAGGACCGGCGGCUACGGCGGCCUGCCUCGUAAGUUUAACUCAGCUUGCGGGACACCCAUGAAGCCAAUGCCACCGACUAAACUAGUUCAGGAGCAGCUUCAGAAUGCAGCGAAGGCUCAAGCAGCAGCGCAGGCUGCAGCUCAAGCCGCUGCUCAGCAUCAGCAGGAGAGUCAGAUGCAGCUCGGACCACCUCCCCAGAAUCCUCAUCCUCAGAUUCCUCAGCCACCACCGCCGAUGAUGAUGACACCAACCGGUCCCCUUCAUCCGCACGCUCAGCUCAACAUGGAGCUUCAAAAGAAACAGCAUCAGCAACAGCAGCAAAUAAAUCUCCACUCUCCCCACCAUCAGAUGGCUCCCUCACCACUGAGAUCUCUCCAUCCGCACAUUUCCCCAAGUGUCUACGAAAUGGCCGCUCUCACGCAAGACCUCGACACCCAAACGAUCACCACGAAAAUCAAGGAGGCGCUUCUGGCGAACAACAUAGGUCAGAAGAUCUUCGGAGAAGCCGUUCUGGGUCUCUCGCAAGGAUCAGUCAGUGAACUCCUCAGUAAACCGAAGCCGUGGCACAUGCUGAGCAUCAAAGGAAGGGAGCCCUUCAUCAGAAUGCAGCUGUGGCUUUCCGACGCGCACAAUGUCGACCGACUCCAGGCGCUCAAGAACGAGCGACGAGAGGCGAACAAGAGAAGACGCAGCAGUGGACCUGGACAUGACAACAGCUCAGACACGUCGAGUAACGACACUGCGGAGUUCUACCACUCCGCAUCUCCUGGGCCCGGUCCAGCUUCGGCGAAGAAGCAACGAGUUCUCUUCAGCGAGGAGCAAAAGGAGGCUUUGAGGCUCGCCUUUGCGUUGGAUCCCUAUCCCAAUGUCUCCACCAUUGAGUUCCUCGCUGGCGAGUUGAGUCUCUCUUCCCGGACGAUAACGAACUGGUUCCACAAUCAUCGGAUGAGGUUAAAACAGCAGGCGCCACAUGGCCAGCCGGAGCCCCAGUCGCCAAGAGAACCCGGACAACCCUUCGACGCUGUCCACUUCAGGGUGCUGCUGAAUCAGAAACUCUUGGAGAUACAGAAGGAGCGACUCUGUCUGGGCAACGUGCCUCUGACCUAUCCACCCUACUUCAACCCCAACUUGGCUGCACUCGUUGGAAACGCUCUGAAGGAACAGUGCUCCGGCCUCGACCUUUCGAUGGGAUCUUUGAAGCGGGAACCGAUGCAAGAGUUCGAGGACGAUGACGGCGAUGACGGGAUGAGCAAUUUGGGAAGCGAGGACUCUGAAGGUUCUGCGGGGAGUAUGAAGCGAGAGCAGACGGAAACCCCUGCCCCGACGACUGGCAGGUCGAGUAGGCGGAAACCUGCAGCUCCUCAGUGGGUGAAUCCGGAGUGGCAGGAGCCAGCGAGGGCCGGGGACGAAGUGAUCAUCAACGGUGUUUGUGUGAUGCAGACUGAUGAUUAUGGCGUCAAGAGGGAGAGUGUGGAGACCGUCAGAGUUGAGCCGACUCCCGUUCAGGACCGGUUUGAGGAAGACGCUCAGAGUGAUGUUUCUUCAGUUUCCGCCCACAAUGCCCCCGACAGGGACAGUCCACUUCCGAGUCCAAAAUCGGGGCACACGAGUCCCGUGACGUCUCCGAGGCCGCCUUCCGUUCAGCAGACGCAACAGACGGAAGGGAGUCCGAAAGAGGUCGUCAAACACGAACCCGAAGAGACGUGGGAUUAUUAAUCGAUUCCGUGUCUUCGUAGUUAAGUUUUUUUUUCUUCUAACGAACAAGCCAACGAUAGGAUUCGGUCACGACUGAGUCCUGCCUAGGACAGGGCAUUAUCGAGAGAGAAACCUGAAUCAAGAAACUCAUUUGGGCCGUUCCGGGUGGAUCGAGCAAAAUCAAAAGCUUAUUUCAAAGAGACUUUUAAAAGUACAACGGAGGAAAAGUUGGUUGUUUUAGCAGGACAUUUUUCUCCGUCGACAGAAUGUGAGCAACGAACAAAGAUUGAGGGAAAAAGUGUCGAAACGCGCCUAUUUUAAUUCUAAGGACCGUCGAGUCGAAGUUUGCUCCAAGCAACGUUCGUUGUGAUUCGCUCGAAAUUCAAGAGAACCUUCGCGUUUUUAACCAGAGAGAGAGAGAGAGAGAGAGAAAACACAAAUCAAAGGCCGUGGGUUCUCGCAAAUCAGUGCAAUCUCCAAGUAAAAAAGUUGUUAGAUCAAAGUUAUUAUUAAUUUUUAAAAGAGAAUCUCGCGGGUUGCAAAAAAAAGGGGAACGCGAGACGUCGCAUAAUUGUGAUUCAUGUUAUAUCGUUUAUAUUGACCCUCAUCCUCCUCCUUUUUAGCCGUUAAGCUGUUGACGUUAAAUAUUAUAUAUAUAUUCCCAUCUCGAAUUUACGUAUCUUCGUUUUAUCUUGGUUGGUUUUGAAGAACGCUGGAAAGUCUCUUUCCUUUCGUUCAUUAAAAACCCCUUCGUCCGUCUUGCUUGCCGAGUAUUUAUAACGAAUUUUGCGCGAAAAGAGAAUCGCUCGACGAGAUCGCGCAAGAGUAAGACCGUUACCAAUGUUAUUAUUACUAUUAUGAGUAUUGUAACUAUCCUGUAAUUAGUUGUAUAGUCUCAUUAUUAUUAUCAAUUGCUAUUAUCGCGUCGAUAGCGAAUUGUAAAGACCUAGCCAAAAGAAGAGUCAGACUUAACGAGAAUCGAACAUUCGAAAGUUUUUUUUUUUAUUUUUUACUUUUAGAUACUUAAGAGAACAAUCGCUUUCAAACUAAAAAAAAAAAGAAAAGUAAUUAUUUUCCCCAAGAAAAUCUGUUCCGACCUUUUUUAUUCAACAUUUUUACAAACUGACAAACUUGUUUCUUCCUUCUUUUUAAACAAAAAGAUAGCUUCUUUCUGCUGUAAUAAGAAAAUACUUUUAAAGGUUUGUGGUGAUUGUUUGAUGCAAAUUUCUUUUUUUUUUAAAUUGCGAUCACUUUAACGAUUACAGUCAAUAUUAAAUAUUAUAACGAUUAUUACUAUUGUGUUAUCGAGAGACGAAAAGGCUUGAGAAGCCAAUGUGAUAGAGCUUAGGCGCGACGGUGGCGACAAGACAGAGGUGGUAGUGCGAUUUCUUAAACUCGCACAUGUAAAUAAUUGUACAAAGUACGAAAAAAAUUGACAAGAAACACGGACACGAUGACAGGAUUACACACAAAUACACACCUUGUACAUUCUACUCACUUAUCACAGUUCAUCAUCAAUAUGAGACAGUUUACACUGCAAAAAGUGCGCCUCGCGACGUGCGGCGCUAGUCGUGCGCUUUGAGAUGCACGUCUCUAAACGUGCGAUUCUAUCCGUACGACUCAAGACAUGCGACUCUAAUGGCACGAUUGGAGAUGUGCGUUUCUAGCCGUGCGUCUCGAGACGUACGUCGUGAGAUGUUUCUGUUGCCUCUUUAGGGCUAGAACAAUACAAGAAACGAUCGUCGAAACGGAAUGCCUCGAAGAAAUGUGAAAAACUAUGUGAGUAGUCCGAUAAGCGGUUCGACUGAGAGAGCGAAUGUCUGGAUGAGUGUCGGAUAUGUAUAAAUAGUUGGCGUGAAUGAGAGACGGAAAAGUAAAUGUCGCUAUUACGAAUCAAACUAGUAUUUACCAGAUUAAGCCACGAUUAAUCUCCGAUUAAAUUCUAGUCUGCAAAAGCUGAGUUCUUUUUUUUCUUCUUCUUCUUCUUCUUCUUUAAAAGCGCAGAGAAACAGUGAAAGGGCAUUGCAAAAACGAGAGACCAGUGAUCGUCGAUGUUUUCUUUUUCCUCGUUUUUAGUUUCUUACUAAGCAUUAAUUAUAACAAAAAGCAGUGUAACUGCGAAAAAAGCGAUAUCAGUGUACAUAGAGCGUCUUGUAACUUAAUGAUUCUAACUCGCCUAGUAACAAUAGAGGAACGUCCAGAUUGUCAGACGAUCGGCGUUUCGGGUCUUGCCGACCGACUUUGGGUCGGACAAGAGAAACAAGAAACAAAAUACGAUCUCAGACCACUAAUACCAAACUAAAUUAUUUAAAUCAUCUUAGCCUAAAGACAUUCUUCCAGUUUUUCGAUUGUCGAUACAAUCUUUCUUAUUUGCGUAUACGAGGGACGCUGAUUCCGCAAGGUGCAGACCCAUUUUUUGCAAACCACUCUCAAGCCUAAGAGUCUAGCAUCUACAAUUUUUUACAUUUAGAUUUUGUGUUCCUUUUUUUUUAACAGUCGGGUGUUUUUUUUAUUUUUGUAAUGAGGAUGGAAAUAUCAGAUGGAAACGAAAGACUGAGAAUAGGCAAGCGUUUCUGGAGGUUUUUGUAUGUUAUUUUUAAUUUGAUUUUAUAAUUUUAUUUUUUACUUCGACUCGUAGAAUUGAAGUGGUUGAUGGGGAAGCGACUAGAGGCGGAUGAUGGUCUAUAACUUUUUUUUUUCAUUCGUCGAAUCAUAACUAGGUUCUUUGUAGAUACUGAAUAGGAAAUAGAUAAGACGAUAGCUUUAAUUAUUUAAACGGUACAGCUUCGAGAGAAGAGUGAGGUGUAUAUUAUAUAUUCGAGAUCGAGGCGAAAAAAAUCAUAUCUUAAAACGUAAUAAUGAAUAUUUUACAAACAAUAAAAAGCAUGUAGAUAGAACAUUCAGAAAGAUUAUGGAAAAGUUCGGUUCGCGCGUUUCGCGUGAAACGAUUGCAGAGGUCUGAUAACAUUGUACGAUCAAAAAAAAAAAAAAACAUAAUAAAAAAAACCGGAGAACAACAAUAA